AUGUGUCCAUCAUCAUUUUCAAAUGAAUUAACUGAUUUAAUUAAAAAAAUACUUGUAAUUGAUGUUACAACACGACUUGGUUGUAUGGCUAAUGGAAAUAAAGAUAUACAAAAUCAUCCAUUUUUUGAUAGUAUUAAUUUUGUUAAAAUCUAUCAUCAAACAGAAAAUCCUACGAAUAUACCAUAUAAACCAACAAAAAAAGAUCCAUUAGAUCCAUCAUCACUUAAUCAAGCAGAAGAACCAAUACGAGUAUCAAGACAUAAUCUUCAUGAAGAAGAAUUUAAAAUGUUCUGA
Adineta steineri is the source of this 294-nucleotide messenger RNA. The record is from the annotation of a GenBank genome assembly. NCBI's taxonomy places the organism in Eukaryota, Metazoa, Rotifera, Eurotatoria, Adinetida, Adinetidae.